AUGACCUCACGUGCUCCAUAUUCGACAAUUCCUCUGUCGGUCAAUCAAGAUUCUUAUGCAACACGUUCCAGCUAUGGACUUCGACAAAGAACACUUUCGGAGCGUCCCUAUAUGCCCAUUUUGGGUCGGUUCCUUAUUGUUGCUACGUAUUUUGAAGACGCAAUCCGAAUCGUAACACAAUGGCCUGAACAGGUUUCUUAUAUGCGGGAUUAUCGUCGCUUUCGAUUCGGUACUGCUCCCUUGCUGCUUUUUGUAUGUGUGGUCCUCAUGUUCAUUGGAUCAACAAUGGUGGUGUUUAGAAAGCGCCAAGCCUAUGCCAUUGGUUCUCUUUUGUUUGUAACUGUUCUACAAGCUUUUGCCUAUGGACUACUUACCAGCGGCGAGAUGUUCUUCCGAAACGUUAGUGUCAUUGGUGGACUUUGCCUUGUGGCUAGCGAUACUUUUAUUCAUCGUCGUCUCAACCGAUUUGCUGGCUUACCCGCCGUUUCUGAGCACAAUAAACGUACUUAUUUCCAGCUUGCCGGUCGUGUCUUGCUUAUUUUCAUGUUUAUUGGCCUUUUAGCCAAGGAAGGAAGCGGCAUCACAUACACUCGUAUCUUUGUUCAUCUUCUGUCCGGAAUCGCUUGUACAAUGGUUGUCAUCGGCUUCAAAGCUAAGUAUUUCGCCGCUAUACUGGUUUUAAUCCUUUCAGUCUCCAACUUUAUUAUCAAUAGUUUCUGGUCCAUUGCUAGAAAUAGUCCCCAUCGUGAUUUUUACCGCUAUGACUUCUUCCAGACGCUUUCUAUCAUUGGUGGCCUGUUAUAUCUCGUUAAUACUGGUCCUGGUAAAUUUUCUGUUGAUGAAAAGAAAAAGAUAUAUUAG
Schizosaccharomyces cryophilus OY26 is the source of this 861-nucleotide messenger RNA. RefSeq names its product cargo receptor for soluble protein. The record is from RefSeq and is a predicted model, not a curated record. Bases 1 to 861 code for a protein of 286 amino acids. The transcript has 2 exons. Gene Ontology annotation, biological process: Golgi organization. Gene Ontology annotation, cellular component: endoplasmic reticulum; membrane; endoplasmic reticulum-Golgi intermediate compartment. NCBI's taxonomy places the organism in Eukaryota, Fungi, Ascomycota, Schizosaccharomycetes, Schizosaccharomycetales, Schizosaccharomycetaceae.